AGAAGUAUAAAUACACCCUUGUGCAAUGACAAAUACUAGUGAACUAUUGUCCAUAGCAACAUACGUACUGUGUGUGUGUGUGUGUGUGUGUGUGUUGGCGGAGGGCCUGGUGUUGUGUUUGGAGUGUGUACUGCUGAGCUGUGACUGUUUACAGCGGAGUAACAUGAGGAGUUGACCGGGUUGUCCCGCCUACACCAUAACUCUAAAUGCAGAACCACAGCUGUGUUUCCACGUUUGAGGCGCUAAGCAAAAUAGAGGACACUAGACUGGGGGAAGACAUGAACAAAUGGAGAUUAAAAACAAUGUGUUUACGUAUAGGAAGGGAAUGGAUCUUGGUGACUUACAGGUGGCCGUGUGUCCCAGCCGCCUCCAGGUGUGAGAUGAACCAUGGAAAGGUGCAGGGGUCCGCUCACUAGCCCAGCUCGCAUCCGCCCAACCGACCGCAGCCCGGGGGGGUCCUGCAGCAUGCAGCGGUGCUCUCACUAGCACCCAGUGGACCUGGUCCUGUCCUCCUUACCUGGGGCCAGGGCUGCAGAAUGCUCAGUUCUGUCACCCCUUACAGUCUAUUGAAGAUGCACUGGUCUCCGGAGCACACCGCCCCUAUAACUCAGUGGCCUGAGCAGCACCUAGACGUCACCUCCACCACUUCACCCCCGUCUGCCCACAAACAUGAGCCCUACGCCUCUGCCGCUCGCCGAAAUUACGCUCACACAGGUUACCCAUGGGCCAGUGAUGACAUAUCAGCCCUUACUGCUUCUUCGCUUCUCAAGCGCUACGCGGAGAAGUACUCGGGACUGGAGCUCCCCUACGAGCGUCCUGCUCCAGGGGCCUACCCAGAGCCUGGAGCUUUUCUGAAAACUGAAUCGGAACCCUGGGCUCUUAGCCAGGGCAUCGAGUGCUACCCCGGACUUGAAGCGCUAACUGGCACCAAGGUGGGCUCAGGAUCUGUGGGCAUCCCGACCACAGGAAGUGUGACUGUCGUGAGCAGUAACUUGGCCACCGACCCAAGCUACAGUGCUGCUGGCUCCUGCAGUGCCCCGUCAUCCCAGGACUAUCCUCCUGCCUACAACAGCACCUACCUGUCCUCAGGAUACUGCCCUCAGCCAGGCACAGCACUUCCCCAUGCCCCUCUUCACUCUUUGCAGGCCGGACCCACUCUCGUGCCCAGCUACAGCGCCAGCACUCCAGUCUACAACUACCCGCCAGGAUGCUACCCCCAAAACAGCCUCUCUUCCAGUUAUAGCCACCCCAGUGCUUCCUACUUACCCCCAGGGAUUAGUGCCCCUACUCCUCUGGCCCCCAGGCCCACUAUGGUGGGGGGUAGUUACAGCUACCCGUCGCACAGCCUCGGGGGGGGCGCCGAGUCUGGAGCACCGCUGAAACGCAAGGCCUUUGAGAUGGGAGAAGACGGACAAGAGGGAGGCGAGGUAGAGGGAUCACGCUACAGAAAAUACGGGAACGGCCUCAGCAAAGGCAACGGGCACGGCAACGGCUACGACGGAAGCGGUUCCGGUUCAGACCCGCAACCCUACAAACCUGGGAAGCCCCUCAUGUCACCCUCUUAUCGCGGAACAGGGGAUUACAGCCCCCCAUCUCGCCUAGCGGUAGAGAACGCGGCCGGCGAGCACAGCUUUUCUCAUCAGAGGAUGCCUAUGAAGAUACCGGCAUCACACACCCAAGCGGAGGACCCCACCGGGGGCCACUGAUGACCCACACGGCUUUUAAGAAGAUUCCCUUGUGUUUGGAACCAGGGGUUUUAACCCCAAAACAGUUGGUGAUGAACACUGCAAGUAUCAACAGAUACGUUUGAAUAUCACCUGCAACCACAAGAGGGCACAAGAUUAAGGUUUAUUAUACAGUACCUCAUCUUUUUCAUUCUCCAUGUUUUCCCAAAGAUACACACGGGCAUUUUAUGAUGUAAUGUUAGGGUAAGGAAUUCUCUGCAUAGAUAAAGAAAGUUGAAAUGUAUGCUUCUCUCAGGAUCUAUUUAUUCCUUUCUGCUACUGUGGCAGCACCGUGGAAAUGUUGCUUUUUUGGGGGGUUGGCAUAAUUAUUAUAUGUGGCCAUGAGUUUUAAUAGGCCCAUGACUGCAAUGUUCUCUACCAGCCGACAAAGAUCAUUUCUGACCAAAAAGUAGGGAGAGCAAUAAUUCAAAAGGUGAGAUUGCCGUACUACUUCAGCACAAUCAUACAGUAGCUGAUUCAGAGGCUUGAGGAAAUGAAUGUUCUUAAAUGUGCCCCCCACCCUCUUUUGCUUCCUGCCUCUUGUUUUCAACCUGUUCAAUGCUACUGUUGUCCUGUUUAUACAAAUCAUGCUGCUUAUGGAAAGCUGGCCUUUAAAUUGUUUUACGACAGGAUAUCAUUCCUGGACAUUUCAAAGUGUUUUGGGCAGUAUACUUAAUGUAUGCAACUUUGGGGCACGUUGUUUGCAUGCAGAUGUUCAAAGAGGCUUAUUCUGAAACUUCUACAAGAAUCCAGCCAACAUUUUGUCUUAACUAUGAGCAACAAUCAUGCAACAUACUGCUGAACUUAAUGUAAUUGAGUGGCUGUGGUCAUUGGCACGUGGCAUGUAAACAUGCGCAAAAUGGGCCUGCUUGGAUUUACUUUACUGAUAUUCAUUGUCUUUAUUUUUGCCUCUUGAAAGGAAGAUUUAUCGUCAUGUUAUUGAAUACUCAGGAAGAAUAUUGUUACCUCAGAAUGAUGAUGAAUAAGAAUGUAUGUUAUUACCUUUGGAGUGCUUGUCGGGAGCCCUUUGGAGCAAAACUGGAGCUGUCGAAAAGCAAAGCAUACUCUGAACUCUUCAGGGAAUUUACAAGGCCUUUGACAAUAACAGUGAAAAUGCACAUACACAAAAACGCACACACACAUGUGCACGCACGCAUGCAUGGACACGCGCGCACAUACACACACGCACACACACGUACACACUGCUUUGUUGCUCUGGGAAUAAAAGUGGCUAUUUGUACCAGGGCCUGAAAUGUUGAAUGUAAUUCAUUUUUUUUUUUUUUUUUUUUUUUUUUUAGAAA
Messenger RNA from Phyllopteryx taeniolatus (common seadragon), 3025 nucleotides. RefSeq names its product fidgetin. NCBI's taxonomy places the organism in Eukaryota, Metazoa, Chordata, Actinopteri, Syngnathiformes, Syngnathidae. Bases 537 to 1706 code for a protein of 389 amino acids. The record is from RefSeq and is a predicted model, not a curated record. The transcript has 3 exons.